CGGUCUCCCCGGCAGCGGCGGCUCUCGGGGCUCUCGGGGCUCCCUGGCUGGGCUGGGCUCGGGCUGCGCGGCCAUGGACAUCAAGAGGCGGGUUACGCUGGAGCUGCGGAACAGGAAGCCGGGGGAGGUGAAGGAUCUAGUCUUGGAUAACUGCUUCUCAGAUGAUGGCAAGAUUGGGGGCCUGUCUUCAGAAUUUGAAAACCUUGAGUUUCUCAGCAUGGUCGACAUCAACCUCGUGUCAUUGGCCAACCUACCCAAGCUUCCCCGACUUCGAAAGUUGGAACUCAGUGAUAACCACCUCUCUGGAGGCCUGGAGGUCCUGGCCGAACGAACACCCAGCCUGGUCCAGUUAAACCUGAGUGGGAACAAAAUCAAGGACAUCAAUACGCUGGAGCCCCUGAAGAAGCUGCCGAACCUCAAGAGCCUAGACCUUUUCAAAUGUGAUGUGACCAUGCUGAUGAGCUACCGGGAGAGUGUGUUUGCCCUCUUGCCCCAGCUUACCUACCUCGAUGGCUACGAUGCUGAUGACAAGGAGGCUCCGGACUCUGACCCUGAGGCUGAGAGGGAGGGCCUGGACAGUGUUUGUGGGGAGAAUGGGGAAGGUGAUGAAGAGGAGGAGGAAGAGGAAGAGGAGGAGCUUGAUGAGGAUGUAAUUGAUGACGAUGAGGAUGAGGAUGAUGAAGAUGUUGAUGGAGAAGAAGAUGAGGAAGAGGAGGAGGAGGAGGAGGAGGAAGAUGGGGUGGAGGAUGAGAUCUGGGGUUUGGUCAAAGACUGUUCCAAAUCCAGGCUCAUUCCACUGGAUCCCACUGCAGUCCAGAGGGAUUCCUGGGCAGGGGGGGAGGGCUGA
This is a messenger RNA of Vombatus ursinus (common wombat), 847 nucleotides long. RefSeq names its product acidic leucine-rich nuclear phosphoprotein 32 family member B-like. The transcript has 6 exons. The coding region runs from base 74 to 847 and encodes 257 amino acids. Gene Ontology annotation, biological process: regulation of apoptotic process. The record is from RefSeq and is a predicted model, not a curated record. NCBI's taxonomy places the organism in Eukaryota, Metazoa, Chordata, Mammalia, Diprotodontia, Vombatidae. Gene Ontology annotation, molecular function: histone binding. Gene Ontology annotation, cellular component: nucleus.